UCCGAAUCGAAUAUAUCCUUUGCUUUGGUACGAAGAUUACCUUCAAAGCCUUCUUAUAGAAGAAAAUGAGACACUGGAAGGACAUGAGUUUGUUGAGGCAGUUGCCUUAAGAAAUAAGACGCUCGUUAUUGGCAAACUGAUUCCCCAAACUCAGAUAUCUGACAUCAUCAAUUUCUUCAAAGAUGUUGCAGCAGUUGUUCAUGUUCGACUUAUUGUAAACAAUGGUGGUUAUCAUGUGGGCUAUGGUUUUGUCGAGUUUGCUUCUGCUGACGAAGCCAUGAUGGCGCAGGAAAAGAAGAAUGGUGAACUAUUGUGCGGGCGUCAUGUUAUUCUUGGCGUGGCUGAGAUAGCUCCACUCACUCCACUACCGACCAUGUUGUGCAUAGAUCACAAGGUUUGGUACAAAGACUACCUUCGGGGAGAAAACCUUUUGAUAGAAGAAGAUGAGGCAAUAGAAGAAGAUGAGGCAGUGGAAGAAGGACUUGAUGAUUAUGUUGAGGAAGUUUCUGCUGAUGUUCCAACUAUACUGCAUGGUUUCUCAGCCCUUGCCCAAAGCUUCAGAACGAACACAUCUGAACUAUGUCAUGAUGAUCUUUACUUAACUUGUCAGAGAUGGUUUUUGUGUUCCAAGAUAGUUCGUCAGUUGAUAAUUUCUGGAUUUCCAAGUGAUGCAAAGACCCUACAGGAGGUCAAUCAUAUCAAAGAGGUUUCUCCUGUGAUGUUGAAUGCCAUCCAGUCAUUUCUUCCAUUUUGUUAUACCCUUGAGUACUGUAAGGAUAAAUCUUUAGGUGAGGAGCAACCUCAUUCUAUCCCUUCAUCCAUUUCUAAAUCUCUGUUUGAUUCUGACAUUGGAAGGACUCACAGUAACCUCUCUUUUAGUAGUGGUGCUAUAGCCAUCCAACCGGUUUCAACAUUAGCAGCCAAGGAGGGGUCGUUUGUAUUGAAUUCAACUCAGUCUUCUCCAAAUUUAGAGCUUUUUUCAGAUGGUGUCAAUGCUACUCAAUGCUUUCCAAUUGAUGAUCAAGAUGCUUUGCAAAAACCCCUACUUACUGCAACUCCAGCUCGCAGGCAGUUUCUGCCCCUUUUGAUGAAUCCCUCCAUUCCAGUUCUGAAGCAAGGGAAAUCUGUCAAGGAAUUGAAAGAGUUGACAAUGGAAACAGAGCAAAAGGCGAACAGUGGAGGUCUCCAGCAAGGUAAGUCUCUUAUGGCCUGUUUGGGAACCUGAAUUUGGAUUUCAAAUCCGGAUUUGGCUCAAAUUCCUUGUUUGGCAACCCAAAUAAUUUGAAUUUGGAUUUAAAUCAAAUUCCUCUCAUUAAUAACCAAUCCAAUUACAAAUUCAUACCCAAACCCAUGUCAUUUCAAUUCCCUGGCCCAGUUAAAAUUAAGUGUCGACAUUCAUUCUCGUCCAUAGCCUCUUUCGAUCCCUCUCGUCCAUCGCCUCUCCAGUAGUCCAGUUUGCGUAUUUCAUCUCCGAUCGAGAUCGCGUCCAAGCUGAGUAUUCGAGCGGCUAGGUCUGAAUC
Molecule: messenger RNA, 1520 nt
Organism: Cuscuta campestris
Lineage: Eukaryota; Viridiplantae; Streptophyta; Magnoliopsida; Solanales; Convolvulaceae
Source: the annotation of a GenBank genome assembly